UGUGCUCGAAUGCAUAGGUAUUAUUUGGUUGAUGUCAAUAUGAAACGGGAAGUAACUUUUGUUUGUUGAUGUUGUAAGUCAAAGAAUAAUUCAAUGGGUCUUUGAAAUUUUUUGAAACGUAUUUUUAUUGUAAUUUUGUUUUUAUACUGAAGAAGUUUAAUAUCAUUUUUAUAAAGUGAAGACUUAACGUCAUUUUUCAAUACUAAGAAAUACAAUUCAACCAAUGACGAGGCAGUAUGGUCUAUGAUCUUAGCCUGUUCCGAAAGGAACGAAUAAUUGAAAAAAAAAAAAAAAAGUAAUAACAAAGUAUUCAUUGUUCUACAUUACGUGAUUCAAUUCAUUUAAAUAGUGUAUGCAACAUGAAAAAGAUCAAUAAAAAAAUUCCAGGCUUACUACCACCUCCUCCAAAAUCUGAAAUAGACGGCCGGAUCACCGAUUUAUCACAUAAAACUAUUCCUGAACUUCUUGAUUUGCGUGACCGCCAAUUAAAAUUGUUAAAUAACAAAUCUUUCAUAACAAAAUUAGCUGAUAAAGGAGCGAAAAUACAAUUAUUUCACGAUAAAAUUGCAGCUGUUCUGAAAGCAAAGCAAGAGGAAGAUCAUACAUGUCGUUUAUUCAGCGAUAUGAAAUUGAAUCCGAUUGAACAAGAAGCUGUGCAAAACGUCGAAUGGGAAGGUAAAAUAAAUAAUAAGGAAGACUCUUGCUUAGAUUCUGAUGAUGACAGUGAUCCUGAAGAUGUUAUGCACAUAUUGAGUCAAAGCACAGCUACAGAGAAAAAAGUUAAAGUAUUGCAAGCUGAAAAACCUUCUAUAACUGUUGACGAUUUGAUAAAAAUUGGUGAUGUCCCUCAUGUGAAAUAUCUGGUGGAGAAAACAGAAUCAAAGUGUAAAUCAAAAGACAAGGGGCUGUUUAAACCAUUCAAAACAACAAAAUCUGAUGUCCAUGAUCCAGCAAAAGAAGUUCACAGGAAGAAACACACUAAAUGGGAAGUGACUGCAGCAACACCUCCACCAAUAAUUCACGGCCCAGCAAAGUUACUGCCAUUGGAAGAAUCUUUGGAGCUUCAAAAGCAAUACAAUAUUCAUUUAAAGGAGAUUGAAGCACACCACGCUGCUGAAAAGUUAAUGACACGUGUUGGAAUGAAAAUGCCAGAACUUCCUUCUGAUACAACCAAGUUUGGUACAUAUAGGGAUCUUAAUAGUGAUGAUUCGGAGACGUCUGACGUUGAAGGAAGCGAUAAAGAGGUGCAUGAUGAAGAACCUGAAAGGGGUGGUGUACUAUUCACUGUGAUGAAAUGAUCACAUUUAAUUGUAUCUUAUUAGUCUUCAUUCAUCAAGCCCAGACACAAUUGAUUGAGACAAUGUUAGCAUUAAAAUAAUUAUUAAGGACUGAUGGGAUUA
Molecule: messenger RNA, 1400 nt
Organism: Diatraea saccharalis (sugarcane borer)
Lineage: Eukaryota; Metazoa; Arthropoda; Insecta; Lepidoptera; Crambidae
Source: the annotation of a GenBank genome assembly